AUGUCUGCUCCAGUUGACACCUCUUUGACCAGCCUCAAGGAAAUCACUGCCAAGAUCAUGGCCAUCAUCACCGGCGCUCGGCAGCUUCCUCUGGGCCACAGCCACUUUUCUCUGACAACCCAGGUCAGUACACUCGUGGCCGAUGCGGUCCGGCAAUAUGGGAGUGGUCCCUACCUUCCGGGUCUCGUGUGUUCGUGCUCGAGGGAGUUGAUUCGUGUUCGGGGCAUGACUCCUCAGGUCUGGCCCAACUGGCACAGCAUCGGGUACGAUGAUACCUGUUUGUUGAUGCACCCCUGGCGCAGCAAGGUCCUUGCCUGGGAGGAGUUAGGUGAUUACACCUUCAAUCUCCUGGUUGUAUCCGGUCCUUCAGUAGGUCCAAUUCCUGUGGAUCUUCCACCCUCGCCUGUCAUCGCUGGGCCUUCUACCAACCCUGCCUCUGAGUCCUGGGAGAAGGGAAAAGAGGAAGUCUCCAAUGAUUCUGGAACUUCCCUCCCAACCCCGAAGUGCGCUAUAAAGACUCGGAAGCACGCGAAAACCACCGGCCUUGCCAAAUUCAAGGCGUUUGUUGAGUUGGAAGAUGAAGAGGACUCGGUCACUCAGCCGAUUUCAUGUGGGGUUCCGGAGGUCGUCCUCCCCCAGCUCUCCCCAGAUGUUGCAAGGACGUCUGGAUCACCUCGGUCACCCCGGAGCCUGAAGAAGAAACCCUUCGGGCCUGCUACGGCAAUUGCCGGCAAACAUCCGGAGGUCAUCGAGCCAAGAGGACCAGCACCCCGUGCAUGUCCUGCGUCUACUGCACCACCAAGAAGAUUAAGUGCAUCUCUGUCAAUCCAUCACCCGGACCAUCAGGAGGACCAGAUCCAGGACCCCUUCCAAAGCUCCUGCCAAAGCUCCGGCCGCCUCGCAAACCACUGGCCGGACGCGGAGUCAAUCUCGGGUCUCUUCCGUCACUCCUGGUCCAUCUGGUGCCCAAACACCAAAGUCCCAUCUUCAACUUCCGGAGUUCCUCAUUCAGCACUCAAUGUGCCAAUGCCGGAUUUGCAUGCCAUGGCAAUGGUGAUUCGGGAGGGUGCAGCUCGAAUUGCCGCUCUCGAGGAGCGUGUUGUUGAGCAGGAUGCUAAUAUUGACACCCUGCAACACCUUCAUGAAGGCCUUCGACACAAAAUCAUCCUCCGGCACCCAACAUUUCCACUUCCGGAUGCCCAAGGUGAUGCAACAUCAUUUUUGCUUCAUCAACCUGUCCCUCCGGUCAUGUCAACCCCUGCAUCCGCACUUCCUCCUCUCAUUGACCUGUCUAUGGAAGGGAUGGAGCCCAACCCCCCCCCAACCUCCAGGAUGAGUCUGCCAUUGACGGACUCAUAUUUGAGCUCAACCACUCAUUUCAAGUUGCAGGUUUCAGGCCUCGGCACUCGGUGA
Suillus bovinus is the source of this 1413-nucleotide messenger RNA. RefSeq lists its product as uncharacterized. The coding region runs from base 1 to 1413 and encodes 470 amino acids. NCBI's taxonomy places the organism in Eukaryota, Fungi, Basidiomycota, Agaricomycetes, Boletales, Suillaceae. The transcript has 7 exons. The record is from RefSeq and is a predicted model, not a curated record.